Effrenium voratum is the source of this 1708-nucleotide messenger RNA. The record is from the annotation of a GenBank genome assembly. NCBI's taxonomy places the organism in Eukaryota, Dinophyceae, Suessiales, Symbiodiniaceae.
GAGACAGCGCGUUUCAGCCAAGCAGCAAGUGGAUGCAGUCGACACCUGGCGGGCUUGCAAGCUGAGCGGCACGCCACCCAAAGACAAGAAGGGAAAUGCCACUGGCACACAGUAUUCGUACAACACUGUGUACGGGUGGUCUCGCAACUACGACAAGCUGGUCGAGCAGGCUGCCAAGGGAACUGCGACCAAGUUGGCUCGAACCCGUAGGGGCUGGUUCAGGCAGAACCCCUUGGUGCAGGAAUUUGACCAGCACCUUUGCAGAGCUCUGAAAAAGCAUCGCAAAGCUGGCCGCCCAGCGAAUUCCGUCACUGUUCUCGCCAUGGCUGAGAGCAUAUACGACAAGGUGGACAAGACAAGAGAAGGAAGGAACCUGCAGUGGCCGCGGAACAGGAGGGGCGGUGAAGUGUGGAGGCCCAAGAUGACCUGGGUUAAGUCCUGGCUGCAGGUCCGUGGCUGGAAGCCGCGAAAGCCGACGAAGAAGAGAGGCUCAACGCCCGCACAGGACAGUGCCCUCAUGCAGCGCUGGCUGGACAAGCUGCGGCACAUGGCUCAGAAGCAGCCUAGCUGCGGUGACAACACCUGGUCAGACGCAUGGGGGUUCUUUUCGCCUGGGGAGCGGUUCAACAGAGACCAAGUCGGGUUCAGUUUUGACUACACUGCGGCAGGGCGCACGUGGGCCAGCCCUGAGGAGCGGACCACCGGCUGCGUUCAAGUUGUGACCGGCAAGGCCGGAUGGGAGAAGAGGUUUUUCACAUGGGACAUGUGCUACGCGGGAGAUUUGAAGCAGGCGCAGCCGCCCCCGGUGCUUUAUUUCUUCGGAGCCGGCAACAUUUCACAGCUUGAGCGGGCCUCUUACGACAAGGAUGUGAAAGUCUUCUUCACGCCAAAGGGCUAUCUCAAUGAAGAUGCAAACCAGUUUUGGACGCAGUGCUGGAAGGAGCAUGAGAUGGCCAAAAUCGGCACUACGGUCUUGCAUGGGGAGCCCAACGGGACGCAUUGUUGGCAGGCCAUCGACCGGCAUAUUGGCAAGACCCACAAGGACCUGUUCCACCAGAUGCAGCUUCACAGAUCUUUGGAGGACUUCAAGUCCUUCCAGCACCUGUCUGCCAAGGACCGGCGGAUUUGGUGCACGCAUUGGGUGGGCGAUCUGUGGAGACAUUAUUGCCAUGAAAAGGCUGCAGCUCACGCAAACUGCUGCCAAUGCAGCGGGCUAUUGAUCAGACUGGACGGCGUUGGGGAUGACCGCGUCACUGUGGAGAGCAAUCCAGUCUUUGCUGUUCAGCCAUACCAGUGCUGGGAAGGCAGGGAGGAGAGCAUCCAAAAGAGCUGGCAAGCGCCUGCGCCCUUCGAAGAAGACGCAUCCGGGUCAGACUCAGACUCAUCCUCAUCCACAUCCAGCACUUCCUCCAGCGACAGCGCUGACAGCUGCGCAAGCCAAGCAGUUGCGCACGCAGUGGCGCACGCAGCGGCGCACGAAGCAGGCCUGGCUCAUGACAAAAUGGACCUGAGAGCGCGCAGCCUGGUCCCCCGGCUGGUUCAUCAACUGAGCCCCAGCCUGCAGCUGGCUCAGGCAGCACGGCUUGGCCAGCAUGGAGUGAAGCUCGAUCAUCCAAAGGCUCUUGCUGGCAAGACAGUGCCCUGGGAUGAGCUCAGGCACUGCUGCAGCGAGCUGAAAGUGGAGCUGCCAUCCAAAGAAGACAUCUAG